Molecule: messenger RNA, 2305 nt
Organism: Misgurnus anguillicaudatus (oriental weatherfish)
Lineage: Eukaryota; Metazoa; Chordata; Actinopteri; Cypriniformes; Cobitidae
Gene: slc30a2
Product: solute carrier family 30 member 2
Biological process (GO): response to zinc ion; zinc ion transmembrane transport
Cellular component (GO): plasma membrane
Molecular function (GO): zinc ion transmembrane transporter activity
Source: RefSeq, a predicted model, not a curated record
GGGGAAAUGAAUGACGCGAUCACGUAUUUGUAGGCAUGCAGAUAACUUCUAUAAAUAACUAUAAUGGUCAAAUAAUCAAACUUUAUUUAUUUAUUUAAUUUAGUAUUUUACGUCAAGAAUACAAAAAGACGGUUUCACGGGACCAUGGAUCCUACACCGACUUCAGAGAAAUCUCAUCUUAUCAACGAAAGAAAUGCCAAAAUAUACUCCUUAAAACUUAACAGUGAAUUCUCAGGUUCCAAGGAAAGUUGUCCAAACCUGCCUUUGGUAAACGGUGAUAUGGACGGUGCUAUCGAGCUAAAGAGGCCAGUUGGAACUCAUUGCCAUGGAAAUAAAGUAGCAUAUGAGGAGAGCCGCGAGAAGCUUAUAGCGAAGAAGAAACUGUGCAUUGCCUCCAUAGUCUGUCUGGUGUUCAUGAUUGGAGAGGUUAUAGGUGGUUAUCUAGCACACAGUCUGGCCAUCAUGACUGAUGCUGCCCACCUUCUGACUGAUUUGGGCAGUAUGAUGGUCAGUCUGUUCUCCCUGUGGAUCUCCACAAGACCACCAACCAAGAAAAUGAAUUUCGGCUGGCACAGAUCAGAGAUUCUUGGAGCAUUGGUAUCCGUUAUGUCAAUCUGGAUUGUGACUGGAGUGUUGGUUUAUCUUGCCAUUGAGAGGAUUGUAAAAAACGACUACGAGAUUGAAGGCAGCGUGAUGCUUCUCACCUCAGGCUGUGCGGUUGUGGUCAACAUCAUAAUGGCGUACAUUCUACAUCAUUCUACAACCUUCCACGGUCACGGUUCAGGCUACCACAAGAUUGAUGAUAAUGGGAUGAGUCCCGUGGGUCAUGGCCACUCCCACAGCCUCUUGGGUAGCCAUGGUAACACUAGUGUCAGAGCAGCGUUUAUUCACGUUUUGGGGGAUUUGUUACAGAGCUUUGGAGUGAUGGUGGCGGCCAUCAUCAUCUACUUCAGGCCAGAAUACAAAAUAGCAGAUCCCAUAUGCACUUUUCUCUUCUCCGUGUUCGUCCUGGGCACCACCCUAACCAUCCUGAGAGACGUCUUCCGCAUUCUCAUGGAAGGUGCUCCUAAAGGUGUGGAGUUUAAUUCAGUGAAGGAGGUGCUACUUUCUCUGAAGGCAGUGAAGGCGAUGCAUAGCUUACACUUGUGGGCUCUCACCUUGGGCCAGAGUCUGAUAUCUGUUCACAUAGCUAUUGAGGAGAACGCCGACCCUCAGAGUGUCUUAAAGGAAGCCACCGAACUUCUCCAGACCAAAUUUGGCUUUUACACCACCACCAUUCAAGUUGAGCCUUAUUGUGAGGACAUGAUUCACUGCGCCCAGUGCCAGGAUCCUAUGGACUGAGUUCUGCACCGGUGAGACGAGCCUGUCUGUAUAAAAUCUGCGCACACAUAUGAAGCUUCAUUAAGGGUCCAAAACAGAAAUGGAAACGCUGUGCAAAUGUACCAUCCACAUAUCAUUACGAAUAUGUACGCACCACAUACAUUUCUCUGUCCACCAUGGAAACAAAAGGAGAUUUCACACUGUCUGUGCAAUCUUUAUAGGAAUGCCUUUAAAAUGAUGUAUGCAAAGAUAAACUGAAUUGAUCGCUGGGAGAUUGUUAUUGCAACUUUUGCCUGGCUGGCAGCAUACAUUACACCGGGAAUAUUGUAAUUGCCUUUCCGUGGACUCGGUAGGGUAGAAGAUGGGUAUCUAUGUGACUUUCUUAAAAACAAUUAGAAUAGGGUUUAUUAUGCCCUGCUCUCUAAUCAAUGCAAAUGCCUGCCAAAUUGUAAGGCUGAAUAGAGUUCAGUGAAGUGUAAUUAUAGAUUUGUUGGGAAUCUCUCACUAAUGUCUUGUUUGAUGGCAUAUUAGCAUUUACAUUAGCGAGCUUGUGAUUAGCUUAAGCGAGCCCUGUUCUCCUUCAGUGGAUCGGAGUUUGUAAGCCAUCUGUAGGUUAAUUUCCAUAUAGAGUACAAAUACCAUUGCGCUUUAAAAACAUUUCUCUGAUAGCCUAUGUCACUUCUCUCCUAACCAAAAGGGGAAUUAAAUACACAUUGUAGCAGAUCUGUCUGUAUUUGGAAUGGCAUACUACCUCUUACUGCUAUUGCAAUGUAUAGUUAUAUGUAUGCAAAUUUCUGUAUAUAAUACUAGGAUUUUGCCAUAAUGGAGAGUAUGCAGAGUACUGUAUCCCAAAACGAAAUGCACUUGACUCGAGCUUUUAUUUGUAGUGUGACAAAUGACCAACACUGAUGGUAACACUUUAUACACAGCAAAAAAUGAUUUUCAAGAAAUAAAACUCUUAAAUUAAGAUGCAUUUUCUUUAUGA